GUGCUGGCGGGGUUGGCGACGGUGUUUGGCGGCGUGAGGACGAACCCCUGGGCGGUGGGCAGCUGCCUCACGCAGCGGCGCUUCGUGCACCUGGUGGAGCGCACCGUGGCGGCACAGCCAUGGGUGCACGCCGUGGGGUACAUGGCCGUCAUCAACGGAUCCGACAGGGCGGCCUUUGAGCAGCGGGCGCAGUGCAAGCUGUUGGACAUCUUGGGCAAGCCGGCCCCGGAGGCGGAUUGGUACAUGAACUCGCGCGUGUGGUUCCAGGAGAACCCGCCCAUACCGCUGCUCGAGAUGACCUCCACGUGUGUGAACGUGCGCACACACCCCUCGUACGGACCCGGGCUCUCCCACAUGCACCAGCUGCCCGCCAACCAGCUCAACAUGCCCUACGUGCUUGAUAACGGCGAGGCUGGCAUGGGCAUGGGAUUCCCAAUCUUCAGGGACGGCGUGACCACAGCCUCGCCGCUGGAGGAGAGGCGGGCGGCGCUGGUGGGGCUGAUAGCGGCGUCCAUCGACUUCAAGAGCCUCGCCGCCUUCAUCAUCAAUGAAGUGCUCCGCCAAGGCGUGGAAUAUUCUCUGGAGGUGUAUGACGUCACUGCCACGGAUAUCCUCCCCAACUCCUCCACCCCGCUGGGCCCGCGCCUGCUGUACGGGGUGGGGGACUUGCCUGAAGGCAAUCCAAUGCAAGUGGCCAAGCUCAUUCCGCCCUCCAACGAGACAAUGCUGCAGCCACACCGACACAAGUCCGUGCAGCAGAUCAAUCUCACCGACACAUCAAGAUCGUACCAGCUCUGGUGCCGCUUCAGUGGCGCCGAUGCGGUCGUCAGCUGGACGUCUGUUCUGCUGGGGGUGGUCAUUGUGGUGGUGGCGGCGCUGUUGGCGGCUAUCGGGGUGAGCGUGGCGUGCAACACGCGGGGCGUGCGCGAGAAGGUGACGGCGCUGGCGGUGCUCAAGGAGAGAACGCAGGUGGCGGAGCGCAACAAGAGUGCCUUCAUCGCCAACACUGCGCAUGAGCUGCGCACCCCCAUCAUCGGCCUGAAAGGCAUGUUGGAGGAGCUGGCGGAGGGGGAGGUGGACGGGCGGCAGAGGGAGGACGUGGGGACGGCGGUGGGCGAGGUGGAGCGCAUCGUGGCGCUCAUCAACGUCGUGCUCGACGUCUCCAAGGCCGAGGCCGGCCGCCUGCACAUGGAGCACCUGCCCUUCCACACCCGCUCCUGGCUCCGGGACGCGCUGCACUCCCAUGCCUGCGCCGCCCACGCGCGCAACCUCAACUUCGCGUGCCGUGUGGAUACGAGUGUGCCCGAGGUGCUGCAGGGGGACUACAUGCGCCUGCAGCAAGUGCUGGACAGCAUCGUGGACAAUGCCAUCAAGUUCACGAGCAGCGGGGGCGUGUGUGUGCGGCUGCAGUGCCUUCCCCCCGACACCCACAUCCCCACCCACCUGCUCUCCCUCGGCUGCCUCGUCGCUGAAGCCACCCCCGGCUGCUCCUCGCCUGCCGCUGCUGCUGCUGCCGAUGCUGCCAGUGCGGGUCUGGCAGCAGAGCCGGUGUCGUGGAGGGAGCAGGUGGAGCAGCGCGGGCUGCUGUGGGCCGUGAUGGGCAACUGGGACCCGCAGCCACUGCGCAACCAGCUGACGUCACUCAGCGCCCGCUUCUCCAUGAGCCCCUGGCGCACCCCUCUGGCGGAGGGGGGGGAGCAGGGUGAGGAGGACGGGGAGGGGGAAGGGAAUGGGGAGGGGGAGGGGGAUUGGGAGGGGGAGGGGGAGGGGGAGGAGGAGGAGGAGGGGGAGGGAGUGGGCCAGAGGGGGGGGAGGGAAGAGGGGGAGGGGGAGAGGCAGGGGCAAGGGAAGGAAGGGUGGAGUGAUGCAGAACACGAGCGCAGGAAAGGUGAGGGGGUUUCGGAACAAUGGAGAGGUGACGGUGGGGGCGCAGCAGUGCGAGAAGAAGGCGAUGGGGAUAGGGCAGUAGGUGGGGGUGCUAGGGUGGGAGGAACAUGUGGUGUGCAGCAAGGUGGGGAGGAGAGUGGUGGGGGGGAGAGGGAAGGAGAGGGUGGCAGUGGUUGGAGAGGAGGGGAGGGGGCGUCAUUGAUGCACAGCCAAGGGGAGGAGGGGGAUGAGCGAGAUAGAGUGGGUCCAUGUGCUAGUGCGCGUGAGGGGGGUGCGCGUGAGGGGGGUGCGCGUGAGGGGGUUGCAGGGGUUGCGUGCGAGGGGGGGAGGAGUGAGAGGGAAGAAUGUUGGGUAGAUGGCACAUGUGAAGCAGGCAGUGAAGCAGCAGCAACAGCAGAAGGUGGUGGUGGCAGGGGCACAUGGAGGGAUGCAGUGAGGAGGUGGUGGCAGGGGCCGGCUGAGGAGCAGAGCACGGUGCAUCCGGGGGAUGCUGGCAGGCGGUGUGUGGUGCUGCUGACAUGUGAGGACACGGGGUGUGGCAUCGCAGAGGAGGAGCAGCGCGACGUGUUUCAGGCGUUCAUGCAGGUGAGCUCACAGCAUGUGUGUUGGGGCACCAAGGAGCGCCUCCCUUUCUACUUCGUCAACCCCCUCUCCUGCUGCUCCAACUUGUCGCAGGUGUCCCUUCUGGGCGGCAGCAUGGGUCUGGUCAGCGCAGAGGGCAUCGGCACCACUCUGCACGUCGCUCUGCCCUUUGAUGCAGCACCACCUCCUCCUUCUCCACCUCCUGCAUCUGCUGCUGCUGCUACCGCUGCUCAUUCCUCUGCUGCCCAGUCCUCUGCUUAUUCCGCUCUAGCUGUUGGUUGUGGUGCUGCCGAGGGGGGCGAGCCCAGCCCCAUUGCCAGAGUGGGCAACAGAAGCUUGAGUGCGAGCGCGGGGGUGGAGGAACGUGGAGAGGCGGAGGGCACAAGCGUGGUGGAGGGGGCGGGUGAGAAGGUGGUGUGCGCCAAGGAGGCUCUCAAGGAGAUGCUUCAGGGCAUGGCGAUCCUGCCGCAUGCCAUCUCCGUCCCGCCGUUCUCAUCCCCUCCCCACCCCCCGUGUAACUCCCCGCACGCACAGGUGGUGGACGACAACGUGAUCAACCGUGGUGGACGACAACGUGAUCAACCGUCCCUCUGUCUCACCCCUCUCCACCCCCCUGUACUCCCUGCACUCACCCAGGUGGUGGACGACAACGUGAUCAACCGUCCCUCUGUGGUGGACGACAACGUGAUCAACCGGCGGGUGGCAGCGAGCACGCUGGCGCGGUACGGGGCGGAGGUGGCGCUGGCAGAGUCGGGCGAGGCGGCGCUGCGCCUGCUGCAGGCACGCCACUCCUUCCGCCUCGUGCUCAUGGAUCUCCACAUGCCCGGCCUUGAUGGCUUUCAGACUACUACCCGCGUGCGCGCCUUCGAGGCCGCCGCUCAGAUGGCCCGGGAAGAACAGGGACAACAGGGGUUGCAGCGCAUGCCAGUGGUGGUGGAGAGUGUGGCAGAGGGGGGGGACGAGGAGGGGGGCUGGCAGUGGCAGCAGCGGGUUCAUGUGGUGGCCAUGUCAGCAGAUGUGGACAGCAGUGUUGCCGCCCGUGCCACAGAGGCUGGCAUGGAUGGUGCCGUGCAGAAGCCACUCAAUGAGAGAGUGCUGCUGCAGGUGCUCUCAACAUUGUUUGUGAAGAGACGGAGGUACAGAACCCACUCGAUGUACUAA
This is a messenger RNA of Closterium sp. Naga37s-1, 3630 nucleotides long. NCBI's taxonomy places the organism in Eukaryota, Viridiplantae, Streptophyta, Zygnematophyceae, Desmidiales, Closteriaceae. The record is from the annotation of a GenBank genome assembly.